AUGGAUCCUCCAGUCAGAUAUCAACCCCGAGGCGGAAUUCUAAGCAAACCCCUGUACCUCGCCAUUCCUAUCCUUAUCGCCCUGUUCUUCACACGAUCGCCGUACUUCAUGGCCACCACAGCACCUUCGGAGGGGAAACCCUGGGCGGACACGCCAAUCAGGCUCAUUACAACUCCUCAGUAUGAAACGAAAAGGACCGACAUAUUCACAACGGGUGCCACCCAUAUGGCAUUAUUGCACAACUCGAUCCUCCGGGGCUACAAUUCCAUCUACCAACAAGCACCCCACGUCCAGCCAGACGACAAGCACCACUUUAUCGGGUACUGCCUGACGUGGUUCAAAUUCGUAAAAACGCACCACGACGACGAGGAGGAGACCCUCUUCACCAAAGUGGCGGCAGUCCUGGACGACGCGUCGGUUUGGCAAGAAACCCACAAGGAACACGAGGCCUUCCUAAGCGGCCUUGUCGACUUCCAAACCUACCUAACCUCGCUCAAAUCCCCUGUCGACUUCUCUGGCACCGAGCUGCAACGCAUCAUGUCUACCUUUCAAGAACCCUUCGACGCACACUUCCACUCCGAAAUCUCAACCAUAGCGAAUCUUGCAAAUCACCCCAAUGCGCCGAAACCCGGCUCUCCCGAAGAGGUGGCGGCGGCGGCGACGUUUAAGAGCUGGGGCAAGAGCACUGUGACCAAGGCAGGGACCCUGGACGUGGUGCCGUUCUUCCUCUUGAACCUUGAUGGAACGACCGAGGACGGCAUGUGGGCCAAUUGGCCGCCCAUCCCGGCGCCGAUUAAGUGGGGUCUGGUCAAUAUUGCCGGGUCGUAUAAUUGGGGUUGGUGGAAGUUUUCGAGUUGUGCUAAUGGGGUGCCGAAGGAGUUGUAUGCUCUACCAUCUACUGCCUCGUAA
Pseudomassariella vexata is the source of this 909-nucleotide messenger RNA. RefSeq lists its product as uncharacterized. Lineage: Eukaryota; Fungi; Ascomycota; Sordariomycetes; Amphisphaeriales; Pseudomassariaceae. The coding region runs from base 1 to 909 and encodes 302 amino acids. The record is from RefSeq and is a predicted model, not a curated record. The transcript has 3 exons.